UCCAGCAUUUCCUGUGGCCUCCAGUCUGGGUUCUAUGAUAGGGAACUGGGCCUGGGCUCUGCCUCCUCCGCUGGGGAAUGUCUGUACACAUCCCUGAGUGACGGGGCUUGCUGGGAGGAGGGGAGCACUCACUGGCAUUACAACAGCUGAAAAGGAAUUUGAAAAGCAAAUAUCCAAAAACCAGAACCAGGGCGGAAGUGUGUGCAUUAGUUUGCAAAAUAAUGAACUUUGCAGCUGAAAUGCUGAUUCCCCAAGUGGAGAGAGCUUGCAGGGAAGGGAAGAGGACUAGCAGCCCAGCGUGGGGCUCAUCCUGUUUUUGACAGAAUUUCUCCAGGAGGAAAAGGAAUCUGCAAUCAGCCCUGCUCUCACCUCUGAGUGGCUCUGCUUCUAUUUCUGUCCAAUGAGACAAAUGAAUAGUUGCUACUUGAAGAAAUGCCUGAAGGUUUUUGGGUGAGGAAUCGUGGAUUUUAAAAAUGCAUCAUUGGCGUGAAUAACUCUUCACAACCUUUUUUAAUCUCUCAGUUUGCAUUUGAGGAAAAAGUGAUGUAUGCGUUCAUUCAUUUACUUGUCUGAAAAAUACUGAGCAGUUCUUGGCUGUGUCAUCUGCUCAGGACUGGAACUACAGAGAUGAAUAAGAUGUGAUUGCUACCCCUGGGACCUCACAGAAGCUCUCGGGAUAAGGUGUGGAAAAGAGAUCUGGUUUAGACACGUGCAGCUGUCUACGCAGUAGGAUUCCCAGUUCCACUGGCUUUGGACAACUCCGGGGCUUACAAUGCCGCCACCUGCGGACAUCGUCAAGGUGGCCAUAGAAUGGCCCGGCGCCUACCCCAAGCUCAUGGAAAUUGACCAGAGAAAACCACUGUCUGCAAUAAUAAAGGAAGUCUGUGACGGGUGGUCUCUUGCCAACCAUGAGUAUUUUGCGCUGCAACAUGCCGAUAGUUCAAACUUCUAUAUCACCGAAAAGAAUCGAAAUGAGAUAAAGAAUGGCACCAUCCUUCGAUUAACCACAUCUCCAGCUCAAAGCGCCCAGCAGCUCCAUGAGCGAAUCCAGUCAUCGAGUAUGGAUGCCAAGCUGGAGGCCCUGAAGGACUUGGCCAGCCUCUCCCGCGACGUGACUUUUGCGCAGGAGUUCAUAAACCUGGAUGGCAUCUCUCUCCUCACGCAGAUGGUGGAAAGCGGCACAGAACGAUACCAGAAAUUACAGAAGAUUAUGAAGCCUUGCUUUGGAGACAUGCUGUCCUUCACCUUGACGGCCUUUGUGGAGCUGAUGGACCACGGCAUAGUGUCGUGGGAUACGUUUUCCGUGGCGUUCAUUAAGAAGAUUGCAAGUUUUGUGAACAAAUCAGCCAUAGACAUCUCAAUCCUUCAGCGGUCCUUGGCCAUUUUGGAGUCCAUGGUGCUCAAUAGCCAUGACCUCUACCAGAAGGUGGCGCAAGAGAUCACGAUCGGCCAGCUCAUCCCACACCUUCAAGGGACAGAUCAAGAAAUCCAAACCUAUACCAUUGCUGUGAUUAAUGCAUUAUUCUUGAAGGCUCCCGAUGAGAGGAGGCAGGUUGAUGUAGAGAGCAGUGUUGACAUCCUUGGUUGUCCUCUGACUGAGAUGGCAAAUAUUUUGGCUCAGAAGCAGCUGCGUUCCAUCAUUUUAACACAUGUCAUCCGAGCUCAGCGGGCCAUCAACAACGAAAUGGCACAUCAGUUGUAUGUUCUGCAAGUGCUCACCUUUAACCUCCUGGAAGACAGGAUGAUGACCAAGAUGGACCCCCAGGACCAGGCUCAGAGGGACAUCAUAUUUGAACUUCGAAGAAUUGCUUUCGAUGCGGAGUCUGAACCUAGUAACAGCAGCGGCAGCAUGGAGAAACGCAAGUCCAUGUACACCCGGGAUUACAAAAAACUUGGCUUCAUUAAUCACGUCAACCCGGCCAUGGACUUCACCCAGACUCCUCCUGGAAUGUUGGCUCUGGACAACAUGCUGUACUUUGCUAAACACCACCAAGAUGCCUACAUCCGGAUUGUGCUGGAGAACAGUAGCCGAGAAGAUAAGCAUGAAUGUCCCUUUGGCCGCAGUAGUAUAGAGCUGACCAAGAUGCUGUGUGAGAUCUUGAAAGUGGGCGAGCUGCCUAGUGAGACGUGCAACGACUUCCACCCGAUGUUCUUCACCCACGACAGAUCCUUUGAGGAGUUUUUCUGCAUCUGUAUCCAGCUUCUGAACAAGACCUGGAAGGAAAUGAGGGCUACCUCGGAAGACUUCAAUAAGGUAAUGCAGGUGGUGAAAGAGCAGGUUAUGAGAGCACUUACAACCAAGCCUAGCUCCCUGGACCAGUUCAAGAGCAAACUACAGAACCUGAGCUACACGGAGAUCCUGAAAAUCCGCCAGUCUGAGAGGAUGAACCAGGAGGAUUUCCAGUCUCGCCCGAUUUUGGAACUAAAGGAGAAGAUCCAGCCAGAAAUCUUAGAGCUGAUCAAACAACAGCGCCUGAACCGCCUCGUGGAAGGUACUUGCUUUAGGAAACUCAAUGCCCGGCGGAGACAAGACAAGUUCUGGUAUUGUCGGCUUUCACCAAAUCACAAGGUCCUGCAUUAUGGAGAUCUGGAAGAAAGUCCACAGGGAGAAGUGCCCCAUGAUUCUUUGCAGGACAAACUGCCGGUGGCAGAUAUCAAAGCUGUGGUGACGGGAAAGGACUGCCCCCAUAUGAAAGAGAAAGGUGCCCUUAAACAAAACAAGGAGGUGCUUGAACUUGCUUUCUCCAUCUUGUAUGACUCCAACUGCCAACUGAACUUCAUUGCUCCUGACAAGCAUGAGCUGCUGUCACUGCCAUCAGUAAUGAUCCCUGUCGCCCCCUUCUCCUGCCAGUACUGUAUCUGGACGGAUGGGUUGAAUGCACUGCUUGGGAAGGACAUGAUGAGCGACCUGACGCGGAAUGACCUGGACACCCUGCUCAGCAUGGAAAUCAAGCUCCGCCUCCUGGACCUGGAAAACAUUCAGAUCCCCGACGCACCCCCGCCCAUCCCCAAGGAGCCCAGCAACUACGACUUUGUCUAUGACUGUAACUGAAGUGGUGGGGCCUGGCCACGCCCCCCUCCAAAACUGGAAAAUCUAGCUAACAGGAGAGAGGAAUGAAAACACGCCCACGCCUAGGAAUCCUCUUUUGGAAAAGGGAAGCUCUAGGUCAACACUUCUCGCAGCCUCCUCUCUGGCCCCAGCAUUUUGUGGCCCCUGCCUGGUGUCUUGCUCACCUCCCUGACUCUGUCUCUAGAUUCCACUGCUUUAGAUCACCUCCCGUUGCUGCAGUCCAGUGGUGGGACAAGAGCAAAAGUCACCACCAGUAAGAGAGCAAAAGGGCCCUUCUAGCCGAACCCCCUCUUCCUUCAUGGAGUAGGAAAACCAGCAGCCCCAGACUGCCCCCAGACUUGUCCUGCACACCAAGGGCAGGUGCACAGGAGGCAGCCUAGCUGCUCGAUGAGAAGACAAACCAAACACCACAUCCUCCAUCUCCUUCUCUCUAGGGUCAACUCACACUACCAGUUCCAUUAGAAUUGAGAACUGCUUUCAAAACUCUCUCCUCCAUCCCGACUUUGACCUUGCCCUGGUCCUUUUGGUCCCAAGAGCAGCAGCAACAGCAGCAGCAGCAGCAGCAGCAGCCUCAUCAUAGUCCUCGCCAGCACUGGCUCUCCCAGACAGCCCACAGGACAAGGGCCCACGCUAACCUCGCGUCUGCACUGUGACCGUGACCAACCUUCCCUCUGCACUAGCUAGUCUUGGGUUUCCUCUCCCUGCCCCAGCCCAGACCUGCCUUCUUCAUUUCCACACACGCUCCUAGCCUCUUAGCUGAAAGCACAAAUGGUGAAAUCAGUAGUUAUGCUCCAUCUCUAAUAGACUAAACCUAAAAGCCUCUCCGUCAGGCAUUGCUCUCUGAGGGUUUGGUGUGACCUUCUCCUGAAGGGUCCUGGUGCAACACAGGUCCGCAGGAUGGUCCAGACAUCCAAGUUUACAUCAUUGUAAUUAUUACAGGUAUUUACGUUCUGCAAGGGUUUGGGGUUCAGUUUGUUUUUUGUUUGUUGUUUUUCUUUUUCCUUUUGUUUUUGUACAAAAGAGUCUAACAUUUUUUGCCAAACAGAUAUAUAUUUAAUGAAAAGAAGAGAUACAUAAAUGUGUGUACUUUUCAAUUUUUUUUUAAUUAUUUUAAUCCCAAACAUCUUCCUAAGAAUAACAUUCCCUUAAACAUGCUGUGGAAUAAACUUAAUUGUGAUGA
This is a messenger RNA of Oryctolagus cuniculus (rabbit), 4250 nucleotides long. The record is from RefSeq and is a predicted model, not a curated record. NCBI's taxonomy places the organism in Eukaryota, Metazoa, Chordata, Mammalia, Lagomorpha, Leporidae.